GGAAUUAAUUAUUAAAAAUGUUUUUAUUGACGUCAAUGCUGGUAUUGUUAUCUAUUGUAAUAGGGUCUGAAUUAGUUAAUGCUGGAGCCAUCCCACCAACUGUAAUAAAAUCAAUUGAAUCUCAAGAACCAACGCCCACUAUUGAAGUACUCUGUUUUAUUGACUAUAAUACAUAUAACUACUAUGCUGGUGGAAAAACUGGUAGAAAAGCCGAUGCAAAAGUUGAAAUUUACUUUUUAUCAUUUUGGAAAAAUGUUGAUCAUUAUUUUUCACUUCUCAAUGUUCGUAUAAGGCUCAAAGGAUUAAUAAUUGCACAUACAAAAGAAGAAGAAAAUGUUUUUUUAAAGAGUCACAAACAUGAAACACUUAAGGGUUCUUAUGAUUCACCUGCCGCACUACGCAGUCUUGGUAAAUAUAUUUAUUCCAACAAGACUCUUCCUGCUCAUGAUUUAGCAAUCCUUAUAACCAAAUCUACGUUAUGCAAAGAGAUAAAAUUAAAAGAAGAUAAUACAACCGAAUCAACAGAGAUUUUAAGAGAAUUUUCAUGUCUACAUACAAGUGAUGUUGCAAUACCUCUAAGAGGAAUGUGUACUCAAUCAGAUGAUGACAAAACUGUGUCAACUUCAGUCAUAAUUAAAGUUGCAGAUAUAUAUGUAGGAGUCAGAGACACAGUCUUUGCAAUUGGUCAAUCACUGGGUAUUCCAAAAGAUGGUGACAAAGAUGCUGAAGAAUGCAAAUCUGAAGAUGGAUAUUUUAUGGCUGGCGAGAUUUAUCUUAAUCGUCCUCAUAAAUUUGGAUGGUCUGAUUGCAGCGUUCAAGCCUUUAAAAACAGUCUAAACAAAUCUUCAACAGAAUCCAUAUCGACUUGUCUUUUUAACAAAUCAAAUAAAAAAGAAAUUGAUUUUUCAAAAGCUCCAUUCCCAGGAGAGAUUUUAUCGUUGGAUAAUUAUUGUAUAAAUUUAACCGGGAAUGUACACAAAGCAUGUAAUUAUGAUGAUGUUUGUACAUCAUUGACGUGCGCAUAUGACGAAGAUUGUGAAGACACACUUAAAGUUCCAGCUAUCGAAGGUUCAUGGUGUGGAGGCAACGAGACAUCAACCAUGCAAUGUUUUUAUGGAAAAUGCGUUGUUUCUUCUGCUCAUAGACCCAAUAAGUACGCUGAAGCAGAGUACAUAGUUUAAUUUUACUAAUCCGUCAGCUAUCAAAGGUUUAUAUAGUGUAACGAAAACAUUAGAUGUGCAUAUGGAAAAUGCGUUUUUUCUUCAUUUCAAUAGUACAUAUACGCAAAAUAAAUUAUAUUAAUAAAAUUUUAAAAAAUUUAUUUUAAAUUUCA
Messenger RNA from Aphidius gifuensis, 1333 nucleotides. Its product is annotated as metalloprotease mig-17-like. The record is from RefSeq and is a predicted model, not a curated record. The transcript has 10 exons. Gene Ontology annotation, molecular function: metalloendopeptidase activity. The coding region runs from base 18 to 1181 and encodes 387 amino acids. Gene Ontology annotation, biological process: proteolysis. NCBI's taxonomy places the organism in Eukaryota, Metazoa, Arthropoda, Insecta, Hymenoptera, Braconidae.